CCCGGUCCGGGCGGAAUGUUUGUUCUGGGUGUCCGCGGGGGACCCGGAAGACAGAGCGGGGCGGACCAGACCAUUUCCGGUCCAAGCGGAGAGGGUUCACGUCAACAGGGGAUGAGCGGCCUCCCCCUGCUUCGUGCUGUAUGGCGAAGUGCAGUAAUUGGAGUUGGUGCUUCCAAGCCAAAUGGCCUCACCUCCUGCAAUGGGCUGCGACACACUUUACUCAGACCAGGACUGCCAUACCGGGCCAUUCACAUCACACCAAACUUUUCCAAUGUUAAAAGUCCAGCUGAGCCUGUGGAGGAAGAACUGAGUCCCUUUACCAAACUGAUAGAAGCCAUGGGAUUCACAGGGCCUCUGAAGUACAGCAAAUGGAAAAUUAAGAUUGCUGGUCUGCGGAUGUAUACCUGCUGUGUGGAGAGGAUCGAUUAUGACGACUUGUUUGAAAGAUGCAAUUUGUCAGACACACUGAACUCCUGGUUUCUAGUCGCCCAGCUUCAUGUCUGGAUGGCCCUGGUGCGAAUGAAGCAGGAAGGGCGAGAGGGAAAGUAUAUGUGCAAGUACAUUGUGCACUCGAUGUGGGAGGACUUGGAGCAACGGGGAAAAGUAAUGGGGGUGCUGCCAGAUCUGCUAGUUUCUCCAGCUUUUUCUGUUCCUGUUUCAGAUUUCCAGCAUCCGCAGAACUAGCUGAGGCCUUCGUUCCCUUUGCACCGUCUCCCCAUUUCAGGAUUGUCGGCAGUCGUUCAUGACGGUUUAGGACAAAACAUUAUGUUUGUGCACUGUCAGACUAGGAUCCAAGAUCACAGCAUCAGAGUGAAGGGAUAACUCUUUAGAAUUCUGAGGAAUUUCUCCAGCCAGAGGAUAGUGAAUCUGUGGAUGUAGAGGCUAGGUCGUUGAGUGUAUUUAAGACAGAGAUAGGUUCUUGAUUAGUAUGGGGAUCAGAGGUGAUGGGAGAAGGCAGGAGAAUGAGGAACACCAGCCACGAUCGAAUGGCAGAGUAGAAUUGAUGGGCUGAAUGGCCUAAUUCUAUUCUGGUAUGUUAUGGUCUUGUAAUAAAAGGGCACUCUGAUGAACGGUGGUGAAUGUUUUCCCAUGACAUCUAAAUCAGCAAAUGAUUAUUAAUGAGGACAAUUGAAAAAUAUUUAAUCGCCCAUUAUACUGAAAAACUCAGCAAUUCCUGUAUGCUGAGGAGGUGAAUAAAGGCAACCUUUAGAGACAGGAAGGCUGCACAUAUAUCAAAUUAUGUUGAAGCGGAUAGCACAAAGGUUAUUUUCGGCAGAAGUUUGGAAUGCUGAGGAUGAUUUGAAGAUGUUAUGUUGAAGCCAGUUAAGGUCAGCCAUUGAUCUGGGUAAAUGUAGUGGUUUUUUUAUUUUCUGAGAUGUUUGUCCCUUUAGGAGAGAUUCUAAGCCUAUAUUUUCAAGAAUUUAGAAGAAUGAAUGGUGGUCUUACUAAAAGGUAAGAAAUUCUGAGGGGGUUUGCUGAGGUAGAUGCCAAGAACCUAAGGGGACUAUCCAGGGAGUCUAAAACUUGUAGCCGCCAAGAAAGACGUCAGCCCUAAAGAGCUGAGAUGAGAAAUUUAUUCACUCGGAUUGUAAUGUAUUGUAAUUCUUCACCCCAGAGAGCUGUGAAUACUCAGUUGUUAAACAUAUUCAGGAUGGAGAUCAAUAGAUUUUUGAAAACAAGGGGAAUCAAGGGAUAUGGACUUAGUACAGGCAGGUGCAUUUGAGGUAAAAAGAUCAGUCAAAAGGCUUGAAAGGUCAUAUCACUGACUAUUGCCAUUGCACAGAAUUAAAAUAAAUCAAUGUUAGAACUGUUGCUGAUGUUAUAAAUUUAUCUAAAAUCUAGGUUGCAAGGAGGUACUGUUUUGAGUUACUCUAUUGUACAAAUACGUAGAAAUAGACCUGAGUUAAUUCCCUAAUAAUAUGUUCAGACCUCUUACAAUGUAAUAAUAACUCAUACUUAUGUAGCACUUUUAACCUGACAAAAUAUCUUAGGACUGUCUCUCUUGACAGAUUCUGCUUCUGUCUGAACUGUUUCAGACUUUGCCCAGAAUGUUAGAUUUUAGCCUUCCAACUUAUUUCUGAGAGAAGUAGUCUGAGGCGAUAGAAGAGGAGGAUGCAGCACUGGAACUUCAGGUUCUUCAUUAUUCAAUUAUAAAACAAAAUAUGACACUGGGGGCCAUGUAAGGAACUAUCAUGUCAAACAACCAAAAGCUUGGCCGAAGUGGUUCAGAGGCAGACAGUGAAGCACUUCUGGGGCUAAGGGAGCAACUGGACUGAU
Chiloscyllium plagiosum (whitespotted bambooshark) is the source of this 2277-nucleotide messenger RNA. The record is from RefSeq and is a predicted model, not a curated record. Lineage: Eukaryota; Metazoa; Chordata; Chondrichthyes; Orectolobiformes; Hemiscylliidae.